Messenger RNA from Protopolystoma xenopodis, 411 nucleotides. The record is from the annotation of a GenBank genome assembly. Lineage: Eukaryota; Metazoa; Platyhelminthes; Monogenea; Polystomatidea; Polystomatidae.
AUGGUCUACGACAGUCUGCUCCUUUACUUCAUCAAUUAUCUUCUCUCGGACCUGGCUGCCUUGAGAACGGCUUCAUCGGUCUGUCAAUCUUGCCUCAACUCUGGCAAAAGUCACUUUAAAGUGAACUCACGUCAAGACAGUCGUCCAGCCUCCUCGGGGCAGGACUCACAAAGGCGCGGGACACAACUGAGUGAGACGAAUCUGGCACAUAAGGCACGGUAUGGUACAGGGACAGGAGGGGAUGCGACACUUCGAGACGGGUUGGGCAUGGACGAAUGUCACUUGAUUUGCAGUCAGAGUACACGGUCGAUCGUCCGAUUGGGGCAGAUGCAACCUCUCGCCUCUUGUCAAGUGAUGAAUUCAACUUCACUCUCGAAGCCAUUUAGUGUCCUGAUUAUUCCUCUACUUUAG